AUGGUUAAACCACUGCGACCUGCGGUUAUUUCGAAAGGAGGGAAUUCCACUAAUAAUAUCAAAGCAUGGGGUGCGCAAAGAAUUUUGGCUAUGAUUCCACCGUCAGAUUCGGAACCAUCCGACGUUGAAAAUGAUGAGAAUAAUGAAGAAGGAGUAUUUUCACGUAUAGUGUUGGACGAUUCAUCUUCCUGUCGAACUCUGUCUCCAGGGCUGGAAGAAUUUUAA
Parnassius apollo (apollo) is the source of this 225-nucleotide messenger RNA. Lineage: Eukaryota; Metazoa; Arthropoda; Insecta; Lepidoptera; Papilionidae. The record is from the annotation of a GenBank genome assembly.